Messenger RNA from Gordionus sp. m RMFG-2023, 469 nucleotides. RefSeq lists its product as uncharacterized. NCBI's taxonomy places the organism in Eukaryota, Metazoa, Nematomorpha, Gordioida, Chordodea, Parachordodidae. Bases 32 to 469 code for a protein of 145 amino acids. The transcript is spliced from 5 exons. The record is from RefSeq and is a predicted model, not a curated record.
CAACAAAUGGUAAUGGUGAUAAUCUCUACUAAUGAUACCUUCUUCAUAUAGAAAGUCAAGAUAUUAUAAAAAUAAAAUAUAUCUUACCUGUAUUUCACCAACCUGCCCUGGGAAAGGUUAUACAGUAAAUAACCUAUUUACUGAAACAGCAGCAUGCAAUGAUAUUUGCAAAUAUUUAAGUGGUGAUUCUCAAAGUCUAGCUGUAUAUUCUCAAGGUCAAACUGUGAACCUCCCUGUUCAAGAUUAUUCACAAAGUCUAGCUGGUUAUUCUCAAGGUCAAUUUGUGAACCUACCUGUUCAAGAUGAUUCUCAAAUUCUAGCUGGUUAUUCACAACGUCAAUCUAUGAACCUCCCUGUUCAUGCCGAUAAUGCUCAAUUAAUGGAUUCCUCUACACAGACAAAUAUCUCAAAAUUAGGCAAUGAAACUGUUCAUACUAUUAUAUUUAAUAUAUCCUAUAAGUUUUUUUAA